CAGAGUGAACUUCCUGAUGAAAUGUUUAGUGAUAUAAAAAACCUCGAAAAGUAUUAACAUACUGUUUUAUCAAGAACAGUCUGUGUUUUGUUGUAUCACUUGAUGUAUGAAAAAUCAUGACGAGUAGUAUAUCAGAAGCAAUUGUGGGCAAGCAUUGCAAACUCUGUGAAUUCACUCUCAGUAGUUUGUUUAUCGAUAAAACUAAAUACCAUGGAUUCGUGGAUAAGCUCCCUAAGAAACUCAAACUGGAAAAGCUAGGCGAAGCUGAAUUUGUGGAAAAGAUACAGAACCUACUAGAUUCUGACUUGCUUGAAGUUAGUAAAAAACCUUAUGGGAAAAUAUACCAUGUCGAAGUGGAAGGGGUAAAGAAACCGGUUGUUUAUGAUCUGCUCUGCGAAAUAUUUCUCCAUGUAGACCCUGAAUCUAGAGCAAAGUCAUUCCAUGAAAUCAUUGAUGAUUACUAUAACAAAGUGUUGUCAGAAAAUGGUGUAACAGAAGAUGAAUUCAAGUUGCAAGUGAAGUUGUUCUUGCCAUACGCAAAGCUGGAGAGGCUCUAUCAGUGUAAAGCUGACGAUAUUCAGGAAGCUGUACUGGAACUUGAAGAAUGCUUCUUAUGUCCAAAAAUAUUGAGAGAAGAUUGCUACGCUGCUCUCAAAAACAUGUACAAAUCAAGUGAACCAAGACUAAUUCACUUAGAUGUGGUACAAGCUCAAGGCCUUCCCGGAAAUUUGGGAACUUACUUCAAGCUCAAGCUAACCGUAAAGAAUGAUGGAAAAACAAACAUUCAUCAGUUAUUUGCAAAAGUCAUCGAUACAAAUGCAUUGGGUAUUCCUGGUUUCUCCCAAAUUCCUUUCAAAAAGGAACGAGUAUUUUUUGAAAAGAUCAUGAAGCAGGUCGUGGAACUUGGCUUGGAAAAGCUUACAGACUUCUGUCCAAAGUGUUACUUGGUCAGCAAUGAGAUGUUGUUGCUCGAUGACUUAUCAGUAGAAGGGUAUGAAUCCUGCGACUUUCAUAUACCAGUAUCGCACAAAUGGUUGUUUGCAGCGGUCAAAGUGAUGGCCAAACUUCAUGCGAUGUCAAUUAUUUUCGAGGAAAAGCUAAGUGAAAAAUUUGGAAGAAAAGUAAAAAUAGAUGAAGAAUAUCCCGAGACUGUAGUUGAAAACAUAUUUAAUGAAAAAGGAGAGUACAGAGAAACCGAAGAUCGUUUUGCUCGUAGUAUAUCUGAGUACACUUUGUCAAAGUUUCCUGACCUAUUUAACACCACGAAUCAUGAGGUUUUGAAGGAACGGAUAAAUAGUGCUUGUAAAAAGCUGUAUAACAUGAAAAAAUCUGAUACAAUCAGAAAUGUGCUGAAUCAUGGCGAUAUGUGGGGAGCUAACAUCAUGUAUAAAGAAGACCAAGCUGGCCAAACUGCGUCAGUAUUAUUCGUUGACUUCCAAUUGAUCAAGUACUGCCCACCAGCUCAAGAUCUUCUUUUCUUGAUCUACGUCAACUCUGAUGGCCCCACCAGGAGAAAACACAUGACUCACCUCAUCGAACUCUACUACAAAGAAAUGACCCAAAUACUGAACUCUCAAGAUGUCGAUGCUGCUAACAUCUUCACUUUCGACCAGUUUGUCAAAUCUUGCAAGGAAGUUGAAGCUGCCAUAAUCUGCAAAUGUGUGUUGUACGGUCACUACCUAUUGCUACCGAAGAAGUACAGUGAAGAACUGAUGGCCGACAAAGAAAGAGCUGGCAAGUUCGUACUUGGAAAUAGGGAAACUGAGCUGGAUAAUGUUUGGGACUAUGAACCACUUAGGAAGAGGAUGGGAUGGUUCAUGGAAGAUCUUGUGAGAGUUUGCGGAAAUGAAGAAAUCAAUAAGGCAACACAGUAAAACAUUAAUAUUGUUUUUUUUGUACCUGUGUAUCCGAACAUCCUCCAAAUAAGGCUUCGCGACACUAUAACGUUUUUUCAUGAAAUUAGCGUGUAGGAAUUAGCAGCAGUACUGUAUAACUUAAACAAGAGGAUCAUAUUUAUAUACUUCCGUCGCUUCUUAUUAGCUUAUAGCAACUAAAUACUGAUUUAUGGUCACGUCACAUGCUUCACUUUUGUCUUGAUAUUCUGAAGGUACAUACAACAAAAAAUUUAAAUUACAAGAAAAGUGUUGUUUAAUUCUAUCUUUAUACUACCUUCACGAACAGCUAUAAAGGGUUAAUAGAAAGAACCGGAAGGGUGGAUUAUCUCAGCAAUCGUCAAAUAUGAAUGAACCAAAUUUUGUGCGAAGGGGUAACUCAUCAUUAAAAAGUCAAAGAUUAUAUUUGUAAGGUUGCCAAUUUUUUAGUUUUCUUCCUAGGUUGAGCAAUUUUUAAAUUUUGAAUAGAAUACCCUAAUUUUUAUGAUUGUAAUCAAUUGCCUGUUUCAAGUUUAUUACGACCUGAUAUUACCGUUUCUCAGCUCUUGUCAAUUUCGGAGAUAUGGCAUCAUGCUUCUUUCGAAAUGAAUACAAGAACGAUACUGAUUGGAAAAUUAUCUCGAAUCCGAUCCAACCGGAAUUCGUCAAAAUUAGUACAGAUGAGUAACUGGACGUUAUAAAUUUAUGAAUUGCAUUUGCGAUGUUUCCAAGAUUGUAUUUAAAAAAAGACAAGUGAAGGGAAUCAGGAAAUUUAAUUAUGAAACCAGUAAAUAUUAGUGCAAAAUAAUAACAUAAUAUUAAAAAAUAACAAAAUACCUAUCUACUUGAUCAGCAGCUCAAAAUGUCUACCAUCGUUGGCUAAAAAAUUUUCGAGGCGAUCAUUAAAUUCUGCCAAAGUAUUCGGAAGCAGGUCUGGAGUAAUUUGUGCGGCUUCAUCCAAAACCUUUUGUCUAAGUCCUUCCAAGUCAUUGGGCCGAUCUUUAUAGACUCUGCACUUCAGAAAACCCUAAAAGAAGCAAUCUUCCAGAGUGCCACGAAUUAUGUACUCGGAACUUCAAACUUCGUUUUUAAAAAACUUUAUUUGAUUCCAACAAUAGUUUACAUGAACUGAACCGGAAUUACAGUGUGUGUGUCCGCUGUGACUGAGAUUGAAUGACUGACUCAUAAUUAAGAUACAAUCGUUAAUGUAAACCAAAAGUGAUGAGCUAGUAAAAAGGAAUACAAUGCAACUAUUAUGUCAAUUAAUAAAGUGCUAAAUGACGGCAACAUAACUCCUCCACCCUUAAGAUGAAGUUUUGGAGGGCACAAACAAAACUUCGUGCCUCUGGGGUUGCAUUUCCAUUUCUUCUAAAUGCUGGCUUCUUCUUGAUCCUUUUCUUCUCUUGUAAUAAUUUUUCACGAAGAUGCAUGCAAUUCCAAUUAACAUAAUUGCAUACAGGGGUAGACUCCAUUUGUAGGGGUGCUUCACUGUUUCGGGAAGAUCUACCUGGAUUUGGUCGGCUCGUUCUUGCAGGUGAUGAAGUUUAUCUAAGGAAAUAUGUACUAACUUGAUUUCCUUUGGAUUUUCUGUUUUUGAUGAAAUGUGGACCUCUGGAAGCAACAGCGGCUUUUCCAUGGUUGUUCCUUUUUGAUUUUUGUAAAUGUAGUCCUUCGUUUGUAUGCUGCACUGGUAAGGCACUUCAAGUAGGUAAAUGCCUUUUAACGUCAUCUUGUUCACACUUGAUUAUCAGCUUUUCAGGUUUCGGAAAAAUAGCAAUGUAUUUGGACUCUGAAACUUCUUCAAUUAAGGCGAUUUUAAGAGUUACGGGAAUUUUAUUACAAUUUGGCUGCUUUUUGUUUACUUGUAAAAUAGCAAAUAGACAAUCGUCUUCUUCUUCUGCUAGAUGUUUUCGUGGCAAAUAAAAAUAUCUUCUAUCAUUUGACAUGAUUCAGCAUCUAUUGGUACUUUUUGGUACUCAUUGUGAAAUAGGAAUUUUUGGGAAUAAUGGUAGUUAGGUUAACAGUAGGAAUGGAAUAAAGAUGAUAAUGCUUGAAUGUGUCUACGUGCAUAAGCGGAACAUGUAAGGCAAAAACUAAUCGAUUUUGGGAAAAAUAUGCUUCUACUGAAAUUAUGUCGUAAAGCUUAUAAAUAUCUUUGAUGUCUGAAUACACCAACUGAGCUUUAUUAUGAUUUUUGACUAAUAUUUGGAAUAUUGACUUUAAUUCAUCUAUCGAAAUAAUACUGUGGUGCAAUGACCCAAUUUUGGCAAAUGCGAUGGCAUUUUCCAAAUUACUAGUUAUAGAGAGCAGUGUAUCUAAAUUGAACUUUAUUUGUAAUAGUGUAUCCAAAAUAGUAAAAUAGUAUGUAUUGUUCCUUUGCAUCUCUACCAAAGUUUGUUCUAUUAAAGCUUGAUUGUGAACCAUAAGGCUAAAUGUCUUACUGUUAUUUUUGAGAACCUCGUGGGUCAAGGAAAUUUGCUGAUUAACUGUCUUAAUUACUUACUGAUUUUUCUGUAAUUGUUCAAUUUCCUGGUCAUAUUUUUUAGCAUCGUCAUCAUCUAAGUUCCCUGAAAUCAUUUUGAUAAUUGAUCCUAAACCGUUUAUUAAACCUCGCUUUGGGCGAUAUUGCUUUUUCCAGAAUGGAUAUAUGGACUUUAUUUUGUUUUUCAAAUUUGACAUCGAGUAAACUAUAUGCUGUUCUAUAUCUGCCAAAUGUGUAUCUGGAAUGAAUCCUAAAUUAUAUUUAUUCUUUUCUGUUUGGUCCUUGAUUUCUUGAAAUACUGUACUUAGCGAAUUUACUUCCUUAAUUAUUAUCGGCUCAAAAUCUACAUAGUGUAAAAAUGUAUGUGUUCCUAUUUUUACUCUAGCGUCACCUAAUCUAAAGGGUAGUAUACCAGGAUUUGUUUUAAGGUUGGUGACCUUCACCGUGGACUGAUGUGUCAGAUGCACUAUCAGAAGAAGUAUCAUCCUGUAACAAAUUUUGAGUUACUUUCUUUCUGGGCUUUUUGAAAAUACUUUUAUGAUAAAUAUUUCUAUUAGUUUUUAGUUUUAAUACCUUUGUCAGUCAAAAUCUGUUCUUUUAUAUAGGGUGGUUUCAGCUUUUUACCUCGGGACUUCGCGUCACGUCGGUACGCUACUUUUUCUCUAGAAUAGUCGGUCGGUUUUUCGCGAUCUUUAUUAGCUUUCCGAAUAACCUUUUCCUUUUGGGUUUUCGACAUGUCAUAGAUAAGGCUAUAAAUUAAUUUUGUCCUAUUCUUGUGUUCUUGAAGGUAAUUGUUCAUUAAUUCUCGAUCAACGUCUAGAUCAAAAGGAUCUCUAACGUCUAAAUGUCCGUUAAUAAUUUCAAUUGGUUUUCGUUUCGUCACUGAAUGUAUGGACUGAUUGUAGCCAAGGAUUGCAUAGGGCAUCAAAGAAUUAACAUCCUUUUUUGGAAAUUGCAAUUCAAGAGCUCUUAAAUGUUCUGUUAUAGUGGAGUGGAAUCGUUCAAUAGGUGAAUUGCUAUUUGAAUUUUUGGAAGUUGUAAAAUGCAGCUUUAUCUUAUGGAGUUUUGCAGACUCUUUUAUUAAGGAGUUGUUGAACUCAGUACCAGAAUCUGCAACAAUUUGGAUGGGCAAACCAUGAAAUGACAUGUAUUUGAUUAAAUUGUCUACAACAGAGAUAGCAUCAGCUGCUUCGAUUGGGAAGGCUUGCGCAUAUUUUGAAAAAUUUUCAAUUGUUGUUAAAAAUUUCUUAUUGUUAGCUUGAUAUACAUCUAAGUGAACAAUUUGGAAUGGCAUUUUAGCUGUCGCGGUAAUCUCAAAUUCAAUUCUAGGUGGAUGUCUUUCAUAUUUGCCUUGCUGGCAAAUAUGUAUGUAUUGACGUAUAACUUCACGUCAUCAUAUUUCUGACCGAUUUCUGACUUAUUCGCGAAUUAAGGGAUAACUUUGUGGUCGUUGUCCUAGGGUUUUCUUCAAGCUAUAAAAGGACAUUUAACUUAUUCUCAUCACUGGUAGCGGUUUUCGGUCUCCCUCAUCCAGAUUUUCUUUCCACUCAAGCAAGUUUCUUACUGUCCUGCAGAUAGUAGAUUUUUAAUUUGUUUUUCGGGAUAGAACGCAUCAAUCAAAUUGCACACUUUUUCGUAAGAUCCUUGUUUAUCUCCAUAACCUCGAAAAAUAAGAAUUUCAAUUCGCUGUUUUUCGUUAAGUACAAAUGCCGUAAUAACGCCUGCAAUAGUUGUCACUUUUGAAUUAUUUUUGCUUUUCCAAUUAUUAUGGUUCUGAAGACUCCAUGAUAUUACAAACAAAUGAAUAACACGCCUUCUUGUUUAUUUUGAAAUGAUUUCUUACUAAGUUGCAAGUGUAAGGAACGAAACUAACCAUAUCUCCGAAAUUGACAGGACUGAAAAAAUGAUAACAUCAGGUCAUAAUAAAGUUGAUACAGGCAAUUGAUUACAACAAUAAAAAUUAGGGUAUUUUAUUUGAAAUUUUAAAAAAAAUCUUGCAAAUAUAAUUUUUGAAUCCUUCGCAUAAAAUUUGGUUCACUUAUACAGGGUGUUCCAGAACUAUGGGAUCAAAGUAGUAACAGUAGAAAACAUUUGAGUAUAGGGACCCAUAUCCGGCGCUUGUGUGUUGUUACCUUUAAAAACGAUAACAGGGAUAAUUUUUGAGUCGUGCUAUCGUAUUUAUGAAAGUUGCAAGAAUUUAACAAAAAUUAAUUGUUGCUAUUGGAAAACUUUACCAAUCAAGAGUUGGCGGAUAUGCAUUUGGCAUACGGAGCAACAAGCUGCAAUGCACGAGUAGCAGCGUGGUUGUAUCAAGAACGUUAUCCCGAACGACAGCAUCCGGGAUACAAAAAGUUUAUUGCUAUUCAUCGGCGGCUCUCCGAGAUAGGCAUGUUUAAAACCAACAACGGUCGAAUUUGAAGAAUAGGUAUUUCCUCUCAACUUCCUGCCUUGUACCGGUUUCAUAAUACCUAAAAUAUCGCAAUAUGCGAUUGAAAAUGUACUUAUUGGAUUGAACCGCAAUAAAGCAAAUACUACAGCCAUAUGCUGUAAAGCGUGAAACAAUGUUGUGUUCGGUUCGUCAUAUAGACGAAAGGCAGAUCUAAUACAUGCCUAUGCCUCCGCCAGGCCGACAGGUUUUUUUGUAGGUCAAGGUUUCGGAUCUAAAACACGAAUUUGAGUAACACGCCCAACUAGCAAAGUAGUGUUAUAAGCUUUUGGUAAAAGAACCGUUCAGCCGUAAAAGCUCUCUAUUGCUGUUGCCUGAACACCAAAAUGCUGGCUUAAUGUUGUGUGGAAUGCAAAUUUGCUUUUUGCAACAUAUUUGCUCUAAAGUGGGGUCUUUGUAACAUUCUUAUAGCAUAGUUAUACAACACCUUAUAGGCCAAAUUUUUAACUGUUGCAUAAACGUUUAUACAACUAUUUUAUACGGCAUAUUUGCAAGUUAGUCAAAAUGGUUGUGUUGUGGCAUCCAUGGUAACGUUUAUAAAACAAACCCGUGCCUUGUUGUUUUGCUGUGCAAUUUACUACUUUAGCCAACAAAUUGCUCCCAACGGAACCACUUAUACAACUGUUGUUUAGUAACUGUUAAAGGCUGUACAUAUGCUAAAUAUGUUGGUAUACAACUUCACUAUAAUCUAACUUUCUCCUGUCAUAUUUUUGUUAAAAUGCCAUAACCAAUGUUUUAAGACAACGCAUGCAUAUUGGUUCAAAAUGUUUUAUCAACUGUUCAAACAGAAGAUAUAGAUCUGGUACAAAUUCUGGGUAAAUCAUUCGACUCUGUCGGUAUUUCAUUUCAGACAUUUGUCAAAUUGUUGUAUAACACCUGCAGGCAACACCAAAACAUUCUAAUAGCCUAAAGACAACAUGGACGAUGCCAUGAUUAUACACAACCACCCGCCAUAUUGGGCAAACAUUUAUUCCUCUAUUUAAUAUUAAAUAAUUAUGUUUCAGUUCGAAAUUACAGAUAUAAAGUGAUAAACAUUAGUGUAAUUGUGUCUAAAUAUAGGAUUUGUGAAAGAUUUAAUGCAGAUAAGUUCAGUUUUCCAUCUUAAAAAUCUCCCCCCUUUCCCCUGUAUCCCCCUAUAGCCCCACGGUACCCAAUGGGUGUUUAGGCCUUAGGCCUUCGUGGUAGUUGGAG
Acanthoscelides obtectus is the source of this 7990-nucleotide messenger RNA. The record is from the annotation of a GenBank genome assembly. NCBI's taxonomy places the organism in Eukaryota, Metazoa, Arthropoda, Insecta, Coleoptera, Chrysomelidae.